GUCAGGGUGAUGGCGCUAAAGACGAGCAUUGCUCAGAAUUGAAUGAGAACAGAAAAGAGUGACGGUGUUUAAAAUUAUAAAUCACGGCCCUUGAGGUUACAGUAAUAUAGUGUUGGGGCCGAGCGGAGUUCACCUUUACCACUGCAGCCGCCAUGGCUAUUUAUCUCAAGCGCCUUCUUUCCGAGAUCAAUAUACAGCAUCACCAGCUUACAUUUCGAAAUCCCAGUCGGUUGGUAAUUAAAAGGCACUUCUUGGUGUCAAGUCAACAAGCACCCAUAGAUAUGGGUUCAAAAGAUGGGGAACUCCGAGUCUUUAUUGUUGCUGGAGAGGUUUCUGGUGACAUGAUCGGCUCACGUUUCAUGGACUCUUUGAAAAAGCUUUCUCCUUGUCCCGUCCGUUUUGCAGGCAUUGGAGGGUUGGCUAUGUCAAAGCAGGGGUUAGAUUCUCAGUUUCCUAUGGAAGAUAUUGCAGUAAUGGGCAUCUGGGAGUUGGUGCCACAUCUUAGCAAGUUGAGGGUUAAGUUGAAACAGACAGUACAGUCUGCUCUCUCUUUUCAGCCUCAUGUUGUACUGACGGUGGACUCAAAAGGGUUUUCCUUCCGUUUCCUAAAGCAACUGCGUGCUAUCUACUGUCAGCAAGGACUGGUGGGUCCUCUGCAUUUUCACUAUGUAGCUCCGUCGUUCUGGGCCUGGAAAGGUGGUGAAGAAAGACUUAAAGGGCUCUCUGGGUUUGUAGAUCACGUCUUCUGUAUCCUUCCUUUCGAGUCAGAAGUGUGUCUAUCAAAAGGACUAAAUGCAACUUUCGUGGGCCAUCCAACACUUGAAGAUGUUUUGGAGCAAGAGGUAAAGGAUAGCAUCUGUAAGGAAUGGAAAAUUCAAGGUAAGGGAGAAGCAUUUAAGGAGCAGCAUGGAAUAUCCUCAGGAACCACAGUUAUUUCCUUGCUUCCUGGAAGUAGAUUACAAGAGGUCACACGCAUGCUUUCCAUAUAUUCAAACACUAUGGAGCUAUUAAAAGAUUCCCACUCAGAGUUAACAGCAGCAAUCCAUGUGGCGCCUAAUAAGUAUGUGGAAGACUACAUUAGUAAAGCUGUUUGCGAGUGGCCUACAUCUGUCGUAUUGGUUCCAAGUGGAUCACUGCAAAUUAAAUAUGAUGCAUUUAGUGCAAGUAGAGUAGCCUUGUGUACAUCAGGGACUGUAGCAGUGGAAUUGCAGCUUGCUCGACUGCCAUGUGUUGUUGCCUAUAGAGCUCAUCUUCUGACUGAAUGGUUCAUACGAUUCAAAGCUAAAGUAUCUUAUAUCUCGCUUCCUAAUAUUAUUUUGGAUUCAGCAAUAAUUCCCGAAGCUCUUUUCAACGAAUGCACACCUUCAAAAUUGGCAUCAUUACUCAAGAACUUAACAGACGAUGAGAACCUCCGAAGAAAACAAAUAUGUGCUGCUGGAAAGGUUUUUGAUUUACUUGUUCCUCCUAGAGUAAGUUCUGUCCAAAUCCCGCAAGAAUGGAGUCGUCCUAUGCUUGAUGAUUAUCGACCUAGUAUGAUAGCAGCAUCUACAGUAUUACAUUAUAGAAGAAGAUGAUGCUCAUUUGAUAACAUGACAAUUUAGUUUCAUGAACCAGAUCAGAAUAUUUGGUUUAACCGGCCAGAAAAUGACAAGGCAUCUACUUCAUAGGCAAUCUCGGAGAUGCAAAUUUGAAGUUUUUCUUUGUUAACCGAAAUUAUGAAACAAUGGUCCAUUGAUGACCAGAGGAAUAUUUUGUAAAAUUUAUGACUUUGUAGAAAUUGGCAUUAAUUUAUUUUGUUGCCUACUAA
Messenger RNA from Olea europaea var. sylvestris, 1807 nucleotides. RefSeq names its product probable lipid-A-disaccharide synthase, mitochondrial. The transcript has 10 exons. NCBI's taxonomy places the organism in Eukaryota, Viridiplantae, Streptophyta, Magnoliopsida, Lamiales, Oleaceae. The coding region runs from base 153 to 1574 and encodes 473 amino acids. Gene Ontology annotation, biological process: lipid A biosynthetic process. Gene Ontology annotation, molecular function: lipid-A-disaccharide synthase activity; phospholipid binding. The record is from RefSeq and is a predicted model, not a curated record.